Acanthochromis polyacanthus (spiny chromis) is the source of this 1457-nucleotide messenger RNA. RefSeq lists its product as uncharacterized. The record is from RefSeq and is a predicted model, not a curated record. The coding region runs from base 200 to 1357 and encodes 385 amino acids. Lineage: Eukaryota; Metazoa; Chordata; Actinopteri; Pomacentridae. The transcript has 9 exons.
GCUCAGGAGAAGGUCGUCUUCAGCAAAGAAGGCUAAAAGGCCAAGGCAAGGACAAGGAAAGCCCAGGGGGAGGAAUGGUGGGCGACGCAGAGCCUCGGCUACAGUUGGACAGCCUCAGGCUGAGUGCUCCCUGUCAUCCAGUGUGGAACAUGUUCCAACUUUACCAUCAUCAAGUCCUCUGGAAAAAUUUGCAAAAAACAUGGAGCAGCUCUCUGCUAUUUUGGAGUCAUGCCAUUCUGCUGAGCCUCAGAAAAGCUCCUCAUCCUGGUCUGACCGUCAGCAUAAAGCCUCGGAGCGCUGGAAAGAGUCAAGGCCAUACAACCUCCAAUGCCUCAUUGAAGAAGAGGCUGUUGGGCAUCCUUUGUGUUGUCUCUGCAAUGAACCUGCAGUCAUUCGGUGCAGAGAUUGUCUUCCUGAGGAGUGGUUCUGUGGUGACUGUGAUAUACUGCAUCACAAAAAGCAGCCACUCCACAACCGGGAGUGCAUUAUUGAUGGUUUUUUUAAAGCCAUUCCUCCAAGUACGUGCAUCAUGAACCAGGGCGAUGGAUAUUGCACCCACGAGCAAGCAUGUCUUUUGCCAGUUGGGAAGGCAUCAUGCUCUUCUUGCAAAGGCACAAAUAUUGUCACAUCACCAGGGAAACCAGCGAUUUUAAUUACCAUCAAUGGACGUUAUGACUUGCAUCAACCACUGCACUUCUGUGAAACAUGCCAGAGGCAGUGGGCUCCGGAACUGAAGGACCUCAUUAGGAGCGGUUAUUGGCCGGCCUCUCUUAGUGUGUAUACCUUGUACACUCUAGACCUUCUGAGCUCCUUUCAGGAAUUGAAGGUCAUUUCUCCUGGUUUUGCCAGACAGGCCUUUGCAAAAUUGCUGGAGCAUCGCACAAAGUGUGGAGGGAGAUCGGGACAUAUCAAUGGAGAUGCACUGCAGCGCAGUUUUUUAGAGUUGUCAUACUCUUCAUUUGAAAAAAAGCAACUGUGCUGUGGUGCUGAAUUCACUUGCCCUGCCUGCACGCCUGAAAUGUUGGCUGUUUCUGCAGAUGGAAACAGAAAGUUAUAUCGCUUUGGCCAAAGUGGAAGCUCUGAUGACCCUGCCUUUCUUGAGGGGCUCUUUGUAGCCAAAGACAGUGAGGUGGCCAUAUUUACAGAUGCCAUCCAAAAAGCAGUCAAAAAUACACAGGGAAAAGGGAAGUGUGGGGACUCCCAGUGGACAGCAGCAAGAGAGAGAUCAAAGAGGGCUUCAAAAUUGGAUGAAGAGGUGAUGGAGGUGGCAGUAUGUCGCCAUGGCUUUCUUUUGAAAGCCCUUAAUAUGUACGGGGGGAGAUAUUUGCAUACCCCCUCUUCCUUCAGAAAGAACUGAUGCCAGCCAAGCCUCAGUUCUUUGCAAUGGAUGUGGCUUGCAAAUACUGGCCCUACCUUGAAAAAGCCGCCAAUGUCCUUCCGGCCCUCCAGGAGCUGAC